Nymphaea colorata (pocket water lily) is the source of this 1593-nucleotide messenger RNA. Its product is annotated as pectate lyase-like. The record is from RefSeq and is a predicted model, not a curated record. The coding region runs from base 60 to 1286 and encodes 408 amino acids. Gene Ontology annotation, molecular function: pectate lyase activity. The transcript is spliced from 4 exons. Lineage: Eukaryota; Viridiplantae; Streptophyta; Magnoliopsida; Nymphaeales; Nymphaeaceae.
CUGCAACUGCUACCAGCAGCCGACUCCCUUCCUGUCUUCUUCCCCUUCUCCUGAUCUUAAUGGCAAAUCCAGCCUUCCUCCUCUUCUCCCUUGUGAUCUCUCUCUUUCUGGUUAGCUGCAUUUCCUCGAGAACUCCAUCACAACGACGCGCUGAUCAAAUCGUCAAGGAUGAGGAAAAGAUCGUCAAUGGCUCAAGGAGGGGGCUGCAGUACCUUUCAUGCCGGACCGGCAACCCGAUCGACGAUUGCUGGCGGUGCGACCCGAAUUGGGCAUCAAACCGGCAGCGGCUCGCCGACUGCGCGAUCGGGUUCGGCAAGAAUGCAAUUGGAGGAGGGAAUGGAAGGAUUUAUAUUGUGGACGACAAUGGGGACGACGACCCAGUGAACCCCAAGCCCGGCACACUUAGGUAUGGGGUGAUCCAAACCGAGCCCUUGUGGAUCAUCUUUGCCCGGGACAUGGUGAUACAGCUCCAGCAGCAACUGGUCAUGAACUCACACAAGACCAUAGACGGCCGCGGUGCAAGCGUUCACAUAGCCAAUGGCCCAUGCAUCACCAUCCAUGAUGUCAGCAACAUCAUCAUACAUGGCAUCCACAUCCAUGAUUGCAAGCCAUCACCUCCAGGCACCAUAAGGGACUCUCCUCAGCACGCUGGUCGCUGGAUCGAAUCGGACGGCGAUGGCAUCUCCAUAUUUGCAUCUAGGGACAUCUGGGUCGACCAUUGCUCCCUCUCCAACUGCCAUGAUGGGCUCAUUGAUGCCAUUCAUGAUUCCACGGACAUCACCAUUUCCAACAACUACAUGACCCAUCAUGAUAAGGUCAUGCUCUUGGGCCAUAGCGACGCUUACCUGCCGGAUAAAGCCAUGAGAGUUACUGUAGCCUUUAAUCACUUUGGAGAGGGCCUUGUCCAAAGGAUGCCUAGGUGCAGACAUGGAUUUUUCCAUAUUGUGAACAAUGACUACACUCACUGGGAAAUGUACGCCAUUGGUGGGAGUGCGGACCCUACGAUCAUCAGCCAGGGCAACAGAUUUCUUGCACCCAAUACUCGAUUCGAUAAAGAGGUAACGAAGCGGGAGAACGCACCUGAGAGCGAAUGGACGCACUGGAACUGGGUCUCGGAGGGCGAUCUCAUGCUGAACGGAGCCUACUUCCUUCCGUCGGGCUCAGGCGCAGGGGCGGCUACCAGCUACGCGAGGGCUGACAGCCUCAGCGCCAGGCCGGCCUCCUUCGUCCCCUACGUCACCGCCUCCGCCGGAACCCUCACCUGCAGGAAGGGAAGCCAAUGCUAGCGCGGCCGGAGCUCUACCGGCAAUCACUCGCCAACUUCUGCUGGUGGUGGCAGAAAGGGCUAGCGCAACGAGUGAAUGAGUUGCAACAGGAGUAUCUCCUGUUCAAAGUUUUUUUCUCUUUUCCUUUUUGUCUUUUCCCCCUCAAAAAGUUUGUACUGAACUCUCCACCUCGAUAGAUUGCAUGCUUCGGGGUAAAUAGCUUAGAAGGCUGUGUAGGACGAGUUGAUGUGAUCCCACUGUGCUAUGUUCCCUGUCUGUGGGGAGGCACUGUUCAUCACAUUGGGGUUAAUUUACAUGCUUUAUUAUC